AUGUCAAAAAUUAUGAUGGCUUUGGUUUUGAGUCUUGUACUUCUUUUGUUAUCAGCAGUCCUGGUUCAUUCCGAUGAAAGUAUGGUGCCUUUCAGAUCCUUCAAGAUAAGUGGAAAUGUAACAUAUGAUUGCGUAAAUAUCUAUAUGCAACCAGGUCUUGCUCAUCCAUUGCUCAAAACCCACAAAAUUCAGAUUGCUGGAUUAAGAUCAUUUCAGGCCAUUCCAUGGUGUAGAAACCGGUUGGAUGAUAAAUUAUGGGCAAUUUGGAGACGGACGUGUUUGAACAUUUGGAUAUUGGAAGGGUUUGUUCAAGUAUCUAAGGUGUUUCCUAUUGUAGAACCUAAUGACCUUUAG
Molecule: messenger RNA, 354 nt
Organism: Thlaspi arvense
Lineage: Eukaryota; Viridiplantae; Streptophyta; Magnoliopsida; Brassicales; Brassicaceae
Source: the annotation of a GenBank genome assembly